AUGGGUCCUCCAGCAAUCCAGUAUUUUUCGGUUUCCAAGCCGCGGGAGUAUGUUGCACAUGUCGAAAUCAAUCGCCCUGAAAAACUCAACGCUUUUAUCGAUGCCAUGUGGCUUGAGAUGAAAGCAGUCUUCAGCCAGCUCUCAGGUGACCCCUCGGUGCGUGCAAUUGUCUUCUCUGGUGCUGGGGAGAAAGCCUUCUCGACAGGUCUUGAUCUUAAAGCUGCAUCUCAAGAGGGUUCCAUGUUCAUCCCUAGACCGCAAGACAUUCCGGAUGCCGCCAGACAUGGGUUCGCGGUUCGCAAGUGGAUCAUUAAUAUCCAAGAUUGUGUCUCCAGCAUCGAACGCUGCGAGAAGCGUAAGGUUUCCGCCAAUCUUUAA
Thyridium curvatum is the source of this 378-nucleotide messenger RNA. RefSeq lists its product as uncharacterized. The record is from RefSeq and is a predicted model, not a curated record. Gene Ontology annotation, molecular function: delta(3,5)-delta(2,4)-dienoyl-CoA isomerase activity. Gene Ontology annotation, cellular component: mitochondrion. NCBI's taxonomy places the organism in Eukaryota, Fungi, Ascomycota, Sordariomycetes, Thyridiales, Thyridiaceae. The transcript is spliced from 2 exons. Bases 1 to 378 code for a protein of 125 amino acids.